Messenger RNA from Soboliphyme baturini, 809 nucleotides. NCBI's taxonomy places the organism in Eukaryota, Metazoa, Nematoda, Enoplea, Dioctophymatida, Soboliphymatidae. The record is from the annotation of a GenBank genome assembly.
AUGCGGAAGGAAGCAAAGAAGAACCUGAUGUUUCACAAACUUUCUUCAUGCAUGACAUGUCAAGAAUUCUCAAUGACAUAAGAGUUAAAAGCGACACGUGGCAUCCAAGGAACGGCUUUGCCUGAACGAUUCUUUGAAGACAAACCGGAGUUCGUAGAGCUUACACCACAACAGCGGGAAAUUCUAAAACACGCUUGGUUCGGUCGUAAUGCCAACGAAGUUCUUGUUCAGGGUUUCGACUUGGAGAUCAAGCGUCAUGAUAUUCUUACCUUGAAGGGACUCAACUGGCUGAACGAUGAGGUGGUUAACUUCUAUUUCAAUCUUAUAAUGGAUAGAAGUUCGUCAUCGCAGUUGAAAGUUUACGUUUUUUCUACUUUCUUCUAUCCUAAACUAGUCAGAACCGGCUACAGUUCACUUAAACGCUGGACUCGACGGGUGGACAUCUUUUCCUACGAUAUUCUGCUGGUUCCCGUGCAUUUGGACAUCCACUGGACUCUUGCUGUAAUUAACUUCAAAGAAAAGACAAUAAAAUAUUAUGAUUCGCUUGGUCAUUCCAACGAUCAGUGUUUGAACUUGUUGAGGCAGUAUUUGCAUUUGGAAUGCAAAGAUAAAAAAGGCGAAGAUUUUUGCAUAAAUAUGCAGUUAAUCAACAUGAAGGACAUUCCUCAGCAAAUGAACAGCAGUGACUGUGGUGUAUUCGCUUGCAAGUUCGCCGAGUAUGCUUCAAGGCAUGCAAAGAUAAAUUUCUCCCAGGUCAGUGAAUUGACUGAAAAUUAUAACAGUGUUUUUAUUGCGCAUAUUUUCUGAUU